AUGGUUUUUCCAAGAAUCCCUGCUGAGAGAUCGCCUAAUUCAUCCCUAGCCCGCCUAAACGAUGCUCUCGCUUCGUCCAUCAAGGAAGACCACCACCACUAUUCACAGCUCCUCCGCAACUGCUGCCAAUCCAAAUGCCUCCACGACGGCCAGCGUCUCCACGCGGAGAUCCGAGCCAAGAAUCUCGACACCGGCACUAUACUUGGGAAUUUUCUCGUCAAGAUGUACGCAAGCACCGGCAGCAUCGCCUUGGCAUCUGCCGCAUUCGACCACAUUCGCCAGAAGAACCUCCACUCUUGGUCAUUUCUCGUUUCAGCAAAUGCCCGGAGUGGGCAUAUUGUCGAUGCGGCGUCAAUCUUCCACAAGAUGGCGCUUCACAGUGUCUACUCCACAACUGUGAUGAUCCUUGGCUACUGCCAAAACUCCCAGCUUGUCCAUGCAAGGUCUCUUUUUGAUGAUAUGCCCAGUAGAGACAGUGUGUGUUGGAAUGCCAUCAUCACAGCAUAUGCCCAGGCCGGGCAUGUUUCCCACGCCAUGGAAGUUUUCUACAAGACCCCUCUCUUGGAUAGAAUCUCGUGGAACUCUUUAAUGUCAGCAUACUGUCGAGCUGGUCAAAUUGCCCAGGUAAAAAAUAUAUUCGAUGAGAUGCCGGACAAGGAUGUGGUUUCUUGGAAUGUUGCCGUAGCGGUAUAUGCCAUGUCCGGGGAUAUUCGCAGUGCGAAGCUCUUCUUUGAGAGAAUGGCUUGCGAGGAUCUAUUCUCUCGGAACACCAUGAUAAACGCCUAUGCGCAAAACGGGCAUUUUCAAGACGCUGCGAAGCUGUUUGAGUCGAUGGAGUGGAAGAACACGGUGACUUGGAACACGAUGAUCCGAGCUUUCACUCAGUCCGGCGAUCUGGAGGGCGCGCGAGGCUACUUCCAUCGAAUGCCGUCUGGUCGUGAUCUAGUGUCCUGGACUUUGCUGCUGCAAACGUUUCCAGGGAGCGACGAGAGCGAUGGCCGGAGCGUCAAGGAUGCGUUCUGGAAGAUGCCCAGCCACGACAGUGUCUGCUGGACUGUGAUGCUCGCGGCCUACGCGCAGAACGAGCACCAGGCCGGUGACGCGAAGAUGGUCUUCGAUCGAAUGCCCAGAAGAGACGUCGUGUGCUGGACGAGCCUGAUCACGGCCUGUGCUCGAGCCGAGCUCUUCGACUUGGCGAGAGCGGUGCUGGAGAGGAUGCCUGGCUGUGAUGCUCUCUCCUGGGCGGCUCUGGCUUACGGCUUCGCUCAAAAGGGACUGCUCGAGGAGUCGCGGGACGUCUUGGAAGCCAUGCCGGAGCUCGACUUGGUCGUGUACACGGUGGUGAUGCAGGCUCACAGCUUGAGAGGCGAGAUCGAGCAGACCAAGCGGAUGUUUGACAGCCUCCCGGUUCGCAGCGCCGUCGUGUGGAACAUGAUGGCUACUUGCUUCGUCCACAAUGGCUGCCAGAGAGAAGCUGUGGAGGUGUUCAAGUUGAUGGACUUGGAUGGCUUCCUUCCGGACGAGAGCUCCUUCUCCACGGCCUUGAACGCGUGUGGAAGCCUGUCACUGCUUGCCGAAGGAAGGAGGAUCCACGUCGAAGCUGUAGAGACCGGCCUCGGCUGCAACACUGUGGUGGCCAGCGCGCUCCUGUCCAUGUAUAGCGAGUGUGGAGCUCUUCCCACGGCCCGGAGUGUGUUUGAUACCAUGCCCCGGCCGAACGAAGUGACUUGGAACUCGAUGAUCGGAGCUUACGCUGCGAAUGGUCAUGGCCGAGAGGCGCUGGAGCUAUUCCAAGCCAUGAAGCUCGAGGGAGUGGACGUUACCAGCAUAACUUUCGUCAAUGUUCUCUCUGCGUGUAGCCACACCGCCAGUGCUGCGGCCGCGUCCGAGGCUUGGUUCUUCUUCUUGUCGAUGCAGCAGGACUUUGGGAUCGCUCCAAAGAAGGAUCACUUUGUCUGCGUAGUCGACGCUCUUUGCAGGCGUGGGAAGCUGCGGGAAGCGGAGGAUCUCAUCAAUACCAUGCCGUUUGAGCCAGACGACAUCGCGUGGAUGACUUUGCUGGGGGCUUGCCGGAGGAACGCCAGUGCCGAAUGCGGCCAGCGAGCAGCCGAGCGGCUCGUGGAGAUGAGCCCGGAGUUUCGAGCCGCGGCAUGCGUGAUGCUGUCCAACACCAACGUCGAAGCUGCAAACUCGGACGAUGUUCUAGCCUCGUGCUGCUAG
Molecule: messenger RNA, 2220 nt
Organism: Selaginella moellendorffii
Lineage: Eukaryota; Viridiplantae; Streptophyta; Lycopodiopsida; Selaginellales; Selaginellaceae
Product: pentatricopeptide repeat-containing protein At4g02750-like
Exons: 1
Coding region: 1-2220 (739 amino acids)
Biological process (GO): RNA modification
Molecular function (GO): protein binding; RNA binding
Source: RefSeq, a predicted model, not a curated record